This is a messenger RNA of Cinara cedri, 549 nucleotides long. The record is from the annotation of a GenBank genome assembly. Lineage: Eukaryota; Metazoa; Arthropoda; Insecta; Hemiptera; Aphididae.
GUCAUUACAGGUGACGAAUCAUGGUUCUAUGAUCCUGAAACCAAGCAACAAUCGAGCCAAUGGAAGACUUCAGCAUCGCCUCGCCCUAAAAAAGCUCGUCAAGUGAGGUCAAACAUUAAGACAAUGCUCAUUUGUUUUUUUGAUGUGAAAGGAGUUGUCCAUUCGGAGUUUAUUCCACCUGGUCAGACAGUUAACCAGGCAUUUUACCUAGAGGUGUUAAAAAGAUUACGCAACAGUUUGAGGCGAAAAAGACCUGAUUUGUGGCAGUCAGNUUUUCAUCACGACAAUGCUCCUGCUCACACAGCCCUUUCUGUACGGCGGUUUUUGACCAAAAAUGAUAUGACCACUGUGUCCCAUCCACCCUAUUCGCCCGACCUAUCUCCCUGCGACUUUUUUUUAUUCCCCAGAAUAAAAAGGAACAUGAAAGGAAAGCGUUUCGCGGACAUUGAUGAAGUUAAAAACAAAACGACGGAGGCGUUGGCAGGCAUCACAAAAGAUGACUUAAAAAGUGCUUCGAAAAUUGGAACAAAAGAUUGGCAAAUGCAUUAA